ACAAUUGACAAAUUAAUAGAAUCUUCUUAGAAGAUGAUUCCAUGGACUUUGUGCAACUCAUGUGAAGUCAACAACAAAAAUAAAACUUUUUGCCUGAUGAAUUAGUCUUUCCAACGUGUUACUAUAUGACAGGACUAAAUGCCAGAAAAAUUUUCUACGCACUUGCCUCCAGAAACAAAGAGAAAUGAAGGCAGCCAUGGGACUUCAAGGGCGAGCUUGGCAUCUUGCACUUAUCGGCCUGUUAGUAGCAACAGCUGUAGCAGUAUCAACUCCAAUUGCUAAGCCUGGGUGUCAAGAUAUGUGUGGGAACGUUAGUAUCCCAUAUCCAUUUGGCACAACAGAAGACUGUUAUUUCAGUGAAGAUUUUUUCAUAAAUUGCAGUUCGUCUGAUCCUCCACAAGCAUUCUUAACAAGAAGCAAUAUAGGGGUCACGAACAUAACUGUCGAAGGUAAAUUACUUAUUAUGCAAUUUAUAGCCCGUGAUUGCUACGAUAAGUCGGGUGCCCCAGUUGCCAAUAAUAAUCCUUACCUCCGACUAUCCAAAUUCAUUAUCUCUGACACUGAUAACAAGUUUGUUGCUAUGGGCUGUGAUACUAAUGCAACCAUUCAAGGUAUCCAAAGGGACAAGGGGUACACCAGCGGGUGCAUAAGCAAGUGUGACAGCAUUGACUAUGUAGCGAAUUAUACAUGUUCUGGCAUAGGCUGUUGCCAGACAUCCAUUGCUAAAGGUGUGAGCUAUUUUGACAUAUCAGUAGGCAGCUAUAAUAAUCACAUUGAUGUCUGGAAUUUCAAUCCCUGCAGCUAUGCCUUUGUUGUUGAAGAAAAUAAGUUUAAUUUUUCUUCGACAUAUCUUCUUGAUUUGCAAGAUGAAAUGAUGCCUGUGAUGCUUGAUUGGUCUAUCGGUAAUGAGACGUGUGAAACUGUUAAAACCAAAAUUUUGCGUUAUGCAUGCCAGGGAAAUAGCACAUGUUAUGAUGUGGACAAUGGUUCUGGAUAUCGUUGCAAGUGCUUGUACGGCUAUAAAGGAAAUCCAUAUCUACCUAAUGGUUGCCAAGACAUAGAUGAAUGUAAAGACCCUAAUCUUAAUAACUGUGUAAAGAUCUGUGAAAAUACAAAAGGAAAUUACACGUGCUUGUGCCCCAAGGGUUACCGUGGCGAUGGAAGAAAAGAUGGAACAGGUUGUGUUGCCACUCAAUCAGGAUCACUUGUAGUUGGGCUUACUGUUGGGAUUGGCGUAGGCAUUACAGUAUUGGUAGCAGGUAGCACUUGGUCGUACUGGACAUUCAAGAAGUUGAAGCUCAUCAAACUCAAAGAGAAGUUCUUUCGACAAAAUGGAGGUUUGAUGUUGCAGCAAGAACUCUCCCGGAGGGACUCUUCCACUGAAACAGCUAAAAUUUUUUCAGCUGAAGAGCUCGAGAAGGCCACCAACAAUUAUGAUGAAAGUAGGAUUCUUGGUCGAGGAGGUUAUGGCACAGUUUACAAAGGAACUCUAACAGAUGGGAGAAUUGUAGCAAUCAAGAAGUCCAAAGUUGUUGAUGAAAGCCAAAUUGGUCAAUUCAUUAAUGAAGUGGUUGUGCUUUCCCAAAUCAAUCACAGGAAUGUGGUAAAGCUUUUAGGUUGUUGCUUAGAGACAGAAGUUCCAUUACUAGUUUAUGAAUUCAUUACCAAUGGCACUCUCUUUGAGCAUAUCCACAACAAAAGCAAGGCAUCUUCCCUGACUUGGGAAACGCGGCUAAGAAUAGCUGCAGAAACUGCCGGAGUGCUAUCAUAUUUGCAUUCCUCAGCCUCCAUCCCAAUCAUUCAUAGGGAUGUCAAGUCUACCAACAUACUCUUAGAUGAUAGUUACACAUCAAAAGUAUCGGAUUUUGGAGCUUCAAGGUUGGUUCCUAUAGAUCAAGCCGGAUUAUCAACAGUGGUGCAAGGGACUCUUGGAUACUUGGAUCCUGAAUACUUGCAUACAAGUCAAUUGACUGAGAAAAGUGAUGUUUAUAGCUUUGGAGUAGUGCUUAUUGAGCUACUGACUGGACAAAAAGCAGUUUCCUUUGAAAGGUUAGAAGAGGAGAGAAAUCUUGCCAUGUAUUUCCUAUCUGCUUUGAAAGAAAAUCGCUUGGUACAGAUUGUUGAGAAAUGUAUAGUAGAUGAAGCAAAGACUGAGCAGCUUAAGGAAGUUGGUAAUCUUGCAAAGAGGUGCUUAAGAGUGAAAGGAGAAGAAAGGCCCACAAUGAAGGAAGUGGCAAUGGAACUAGAGGGACUGAGAAUAAUAGUAAAGCAUCCAUGGGUAAAUGAUGAGUCGAAUUUAGAAGAGACAGAGUAUUUGCUUGGUGAACUACCUGAGAGAGCUAGUUGUAGUGGCAGUACGAAUGCUACCAAUGAUAGCAUGAAAAAUCAUAUAAUAUUACAAGUUCGUGAUGGAAGAUGAUAGUUUAACGUCAGGAUUUUUUUAUCUCGUGUAAAUGUGGCUUCUAGAAAUUG
Messenger RNA from Durio zibethinus, 2472 nucleotides. RefSeq names its product putative wall-associated receptor kinase-like 16. Gene Ontology annotation, molecular function: calcium ion binding; ATP binding; polysaccharide binding. NCBI's taxonomy places the organism in Eukaryota, Viridiplantae, Streptophyta, Magnoliopsida, Malvales, Malvaceae. Gene Ontology annotation, cellular component: plasma membrane. The record is from RefSeq and is a predicted model, not a curated record. Gene Ontology annotation, biological process: cell surface receptor signaling pathway; protein phosphorylation.